UUUGCUUGAAUCUCAUGAAUAGGGUAGGAGUUUGAAAGCCAGCAUAACGACUAUUGCUUCCCUAGUCCUCUCAUUUUGCUUUUUCUUUCCAAAACUCUGACUUCACAUUUCACUGUUUGUGCUAUAUGCAGCCCAAAAAGAAAGCAGAUUUCAGUCUUGGAAGGUUCAAAAGCCCAUUGGUGAAGUUAAAAAACAAACAAAUAAACAAACAAACAAAAAAACACAGAACAGACAUACAGAGAAAAGGGAAGUUAUUGCGGGAAGAUUUGAAGCAGAGAUGUAAGAAAACAUGCAGAGAGGGGUACCUUCCUUUGAUUCCAAAUUGUGUCCUACUGAAUCUGUAUGACAGCUUUCCUUUUUUUUUUGUUAAUUUCUGCACACUGCUUGCAGUUUUAUAAAUAAUCAAUAGCAGACACUAUGUUGAGAAUGUAACAUGAGAAUAAAAUCCAAUCCAUUUAAUUACUUUGAAUUUGCAUGUCAAAACACUCUGUGUACUUUAUUUCAAAACACACAGUGAACUCACAGCUCUCUAUAUUAAUGAACAGAUAAGAAUAAAUCUGUAUCAUCUUUUAAUUUGCUGAAAACAUGUUGCACUGUACACUAUCAAAAGAAAGUUUUUUUUGUUUGUUUUUUAAAUCACACUCUUUUCAUGGAUCGUGAGAAAUUAAGAGCAGGAUGGCAAAGGGUGUUUACACAGGCACUUAGCCAGGAAACACUGUGUUUUCCACAGAUACAGUCAGUCAGGGAGCACAUCUCCUCUGAUUUUUACAAGCGUGCUCGCUCGCUCUCUCUGUUCUCAUAUCCCUGCAAUUAUAUCGAAAAUUCUAUCUGUAGGUGAGAAAACAGAUACAGUUCUGCACAAUAUAUUCAAACGCUGCCUCUUUCUUUUAGGUAAGUACUACCACACUGAGGCCAUUUGUAGGAAUUUUACAGAGCAAGAUAAACAAAUGCAAACCUCUUAAGGAAACACAUGAACUGCAGGAUGGUUUCACCGUGAAUCGUUACCAAAAAUCUGCGUAAGAACAACACAGAAGAAUGCACUAUAAAUCUGAUGUGAAAUGCAGUACUGCUUAUUAGCAGGCUUCAUGAAAAACCUCAUGAGAUAGCAAGUCUUGUCACUUUAUUUCUGUGUGCUUUCCUGCAUUUUAAGUUGCAGCUUAAGAUCCCUUAGGAUCAUGUGAGGCUAGGUUAUAUAUUAGAGAGCUGUGUUAUAGUGCUGUGAGUGUGUAAGCCUAGCAGCUGGGUAGUGUUAUGGUUGCUGCUUUCCUGUGCUAAGCUGAUUUACUUGUUUAAGGUCUGACCUCAUCAUCCUGUCAGUAUGGAUUCCCACCUAUACAGUUAGCAGCAGCUUAGCAUCGGCUUGAAGAGCUUGCAGUAUAUUAAUCAGGGGAGAGAGAGAGAGCUACCGGUAUUUGUUCUUUUGUUGUGUUUUCUUAAGAAGAGGAGUUGAAACACAGGAGAUAACAAAGAAUCCAUUUCCUUUCUGAAAGAAUAGGCUUUUGUCUUGUGGGUUUUUUUUGUUUUGUUUUGUUUUGUUUUUCCUCAUCUCUCUGAAAAAAUGUCAGUAUCUGGAAAGAAAGAGUUUGAUGUGAAGCAGAUCCUGAGGCUCCGCUGGAGAUGGUUUAGUCACCCCUCGCAAGGCUCCACCGGCACUGGAGGCUGCCAUCAGCAGGAAGGAUAUGAGCACAGAGGGACACCGGUUCAGAACAGGUUGAAGAACCACUCUCGGGACAGAAAUGGGCUGAAGAAAAACAGCAGUCCUGUCCACCACAAUAUACUGGCACCCGUGCCAGGUCCAACCCCGGUGUACCACCGAUCUAUUCAAACCUGGCAUCAACAAAAUCUCAUAGAACAGCUUCGAGCAAAUGAGGAUAUUCCCAAAACAAGCACAGAGGAAAACUGUGUCAAAGGAGAUUCAAAAACCACACAGGAGUUGCAGAUGAUUACAGAGGAAAAUUCAGAUGAAUCUACAGAGAGGUUAUCAACAACUAGCAGUUCACUACUUGGAAUGAACACCAAUGGCUCAGAUGAAUAUUUCCAAUCUACAAACCAUGCAGAGCAAACUUUCCGCAAAAUGGAAAAUUAUCUCCAGCAGAAACAGCUGUGUGAUGUUCUCCUCAUAGCUGGAGACCAAAAGAUUCCAGCUCACAGGUUGGUUCUCAGUGCAGUGUCUGAUUAUUUUGCUGCAAUGUUUACUAAUGAUGUGCGUGAAGCAAAACAAGAGGAAAUCAAAAUGGAGGGUGUAGACCCGGAUGCGCUGAAAGCUUUGGUGCGCUAUGCCUACACAGGUAUUCUAGAGUUAAAGGAGGACACUAUAGAAAGUUUGCUAGCUGCAGCUUGUCUUCUCCAGCUAUCUCAGGUCAUUGAGGUAUGUUGUAACUUCCUGAUGAAGCAGCUCCAUCCUUCAAACUGCCUAGGGAUUCGCUCUUUCGGAGAUGCUCAGGGCUGCACAGAGCUGCUGAAGGUGGCACAUACAUACACUAUGGAACACUUCACAGAAGUAAUAAAAAACCAGGAAUUUCUUUUACUUCCUGCUAACGAAAUUGCAAAGCUCCUGUCUAGUGAUGACAUCAAUGUUCCAGAUGAAGAAGCCAUAUUCCAGGCGUUAAUGAUGUGGGUGAGGCACGAUUUGCAAAACAGGCAACGAGACCUAGGCAUGCUUCUUUCUUAUAUUAGACUGCCUCUACUUCCGCCCCAGUUACUAGCCGAUCUAGAAAAUAGUCCAAUGUUCGCAGACGACCUAGAGUGUCAGAAACUUCUUAUGGAGGCUAUGAAGUACCACCUACUACCAGAAAGACGGUCCAUGAUGCAGAGUCCUCGAACUAAGCCUAGAAAGUCUACAGUAGGUGCACUUUAUGCUGUAGGAGGCAUGGAUGCCACUAAAGGCACCACUACAAUUGAAAAAUACGACCUCAGGACUAAUAGUUGGGUACAAAUUGGCACCAUGAAUGGCAGACGAUUACAGUUUGGAGUUGCAGUAAUUGACAACAAACUCUAUAUUGUGGGAGGCAGAGAUGGUCUGAAAACUUCUAAUAUUGUUGAAUGUUUCAACCCUAUCACCAAAGUUUGGACUGUAAUGCCACCUAUGUCGACACACAGACAUGGCCUAGGAGUAGCAAUGCUUGAAGGACCAAUGUAUGCUGUUGGUGGCCAUGAUGGAUGGAGUUAUCUUAAUACAGUAGAAAGAUGGGAUCCCCAAGCACGUCAGUGGAAUUAUGUUGCGAGCAUGUCAACUCCAAGAAGCACUGUAGGGGUUGCAGCAUUAAAUAGCAAACUGUAUGCUGUUGGUGGACGAGAUGGGAGCUCCUGCUUAAAAUCCAUGGAGUGUUUUGACCCGCACACAAACAAGUGGAGCAUAUGUGCUUCAAUGUCGAAGAGAAGAGGCGGCGUUGGCGUUGCAACAUACAACGGGUUCUUAUAUGCUGUGGGAGGUCAUGAUGCACCUGCUUCCAACCACUGUUCUCGGCUUUCCGACUGUGUAGAAAGAUAUGAUCCUAAAACAGAUGCUUGGACAACAGUGGCACCCUUAAGUGUACCUCGUGAUGCUGUUGGAAUUUGCCCUCUCGGGGACAGAUUAUAUGCUGUUGGAGGUUACGAUGGCCAUACAUACCUGGAUACUGUGGAGUCCUAUGAUGCUCAAAAUAAUGAAUGGACAGAGGAAGUUCCUGUCAAUAUCGGAAGGGCUGGUGCAUGUGUUGUUGUUGUGAAGUUGCCAUGAUGACCAUAUGUAUAGUGAAACUAAAGCUUCAGCGCAGUUCCAUGGAGACUGAGUCAGGAGGAUAAAAAAUAUUUCCAGAGGGCAGUACAAACCAUAUACAUCUUAGCAGCUCACCACUAUAGAGAAUACUCAUCUCUGAGCCUUUACGGUAUUAGAGCACAAAACUGGAGUCUUCCUGCAUUGCAAAAAUCAGAGAAUUUUGUAUAAGUGAAUUAUUACUUUAUUAUACCUAACACAUAGCAAUUCAAUAAUAUGUUUGAAUGGUUCAGGUUUGUUACAAAAGUUCUUCUGUUAUUUAUCAAAUGCAGUAGGAAAGUGAUAAAUGUGUGUAAGAUUUCAUAUACUUUUUUCUUUUAUAUGUCAACAGUAAUGCUAAUGUUUGUAAAAAGAGGUUUUAUAUUUGAAGUAAAUGAAAAUGGGUAAAAGAGAAACACCUUCAACAGAGAAUUGCACAGAAGGAAAUAUUGGUCAAUAAAUAUCAUUCACAACAUAAUAUUUGCUGCAGAAGUAACUUCACUUCCAUGUUCAGAAAUUAGAAUACCCAAUUGACUUUCAAGUAAUUGUGUAAUAAAUUAAAUCCGAGAAGCGUAGAAUUUGGUUGCUGUUCAACCUCCAACAUUGCUAGUGCUACGACAGAAUAUCCAUUUUUAGCAAUAUACUCAGUUGAAUGCUGCAAGUUAAAAAAUAGUAGGGCUAAGGUAUCUUUGUUUUACUAAGUGUGUGCCAACAGAAAGAAAUCUCCUUUAUCAAAACACAAAGCCAAUAUUAUUUGCAGUCAUUUUCACAGUGCAUUGAAAUGUGACAUUUUAAUGCUGAUCACAGUGUCAGGUUAUUCCUGGGUUCAUCUUUGCCCACUAACCAUCUGUCAGUACACGUAAAACCAGUUUGGCUAUUCUUAGAAUAAUCACUGCACAUUAAAAUUUUAAAACAUUCAUGUAAUUACAUUCCUUGAGUAUAACUUACGAAAUGAAAAUUUUAUAUCAUAUUGAUAUGACAAUCUUUGACCUCAGCUGAAGAUUACCAGCUUUCUCUCAUGUACAGUAGAAAAUACGGUAAGCAAAGAACAUGUGCACUGUGUAACAGUAUAUACCAAUGCUAUACGCAUGCUUAUGUUUUAUUUGAAAUUAUGAGAAUGCUAAGAAUGAAGAAUAAACAGGAAAAGAAUCACUAGGAAAACCACCGAUAAUAUUCCACAUGCAUGAUAUUUCUUUUUGUGUGCCAAUUUUUAUGAGGGUUUUGACAUGUUUUGCUUUAAUUUCAUUUUUGAUAAUUUCAAAUGCUGAAAGUGUAUUUUAGGAAUGGAAUGUAUGUAGGAUAUACUCCAUACUGUAAAGCAUGCUAUUUGGACAUUAUCUGCUCUAGCCUCUGGUAUGUUGUUGUUACAUCAGUAAAAGAAAAUUCAGGACAAACAGAUUAAAAUUCUCGGAACAUUUCAUGAAUAUAUCAUGAAUAUUCCUGAGAGAAUAUUGUAUUUUCAGAAUUCAGCAAUAUGUGAUUUUUUUAAAAAAGUUAUACUGUUAAUUGUAUUGAACACUUCCAAAGAGAAAACCUCUUGAGUGUAUUUAUAAAAAGAAAAAAACAUUUUUAAAUUUAAAAAGCAAUUAAAUUAUGUUUAUAUAUGGCAUGCCACAUUCAAAUAAACUUUACUUUCUCUGCUAAGAAGAUCUAUAUUAUUUUAACAACUCUGUGAUUUUUAUUGU
Dromaius novaehollandiae (emu) is the source of this 5418-nucleotide messenger RNA. It is a transcript of the gene KLHL4, whose product is annotated as kelch like family member 4. The transcript is spliced from 11 exons. The coding region runs from base 1559 to 3718 and encodes 719 amino acids. Lineage: Eukaryota; Metazoa; Chordata; Aves; Casuariiformes; Dromaiidae. The record is from RefSeq and is a predicted model, not a curated record. Gene Ontology annotation, molecular function: protein binding.